AUGGUCAGAGCCCCUUGGGUAGAUACCAGCCCCCUGCCUCAGUCUCCUGGCCAGAAAAGGAAGAGGGAGUGGUCAUCCGAAUCGAAGGAUGAGGAGUUGGAGGAGGAGCUGGUGGUCCCUGAGCCUAAGGACAUCUGGAUCGUGGAGUCACUGCAUCAGCUCAAGAUGAGACUGAAGAAGCAAUGAGUGUCGUCAGUGCUUCCAGAACACCGUGAGGUCUUCACCAGGCUGCUUGAGGAUCGGGUCAUUAGAAACUUCCCGGCCUGGGACAAAAAUCUGAGGAUAUCUGACAAAUAUCACCUCUUUAUGGUCAUAGCCUACUUUGGCCGGGCUGGCCUCUUCUCCUGGCAAUACCGACGCAUUCAUUUCUUCAUAGCGCUGUGA
Propithecus coquereli (Coquerel's sifaka) is the source of this 384-nucleotide messenger RNA. Its product is annotated as speedy protein E4-like. NCBI's taxonomy places the organism in Eukaryota, Metazoa, Chordata, Mammalia, Primates, Indriidae. Gene Ontology annotation, molecular function: protein kinase binding. Gene Ontology annotation, biological process: positive regulation of cyclin-dependent protein serine/threonine kinase activity. The transcript has 4 exons. The record is from RefSeq and is a predicted model, not a curated record.